Ziziphus jujuba (common jujube) is the source of this 2610-nucleotide messenger RNA. RefSeq lists its product as uncharacterized. The record is from RefSeq and is a predicted model, not a curated record. NCBI's taxonomy places the organism in Eukaryota, Viridiplantae, Streptophyta, Magnoliopsida, Rosales, Rhamnaceae. Gene Ontology annotation, biological process: glucan catabolic process. Bases 343 to 2319 code for a protein of 658 amino acids. Gene Ontology annotation, molecular function: beta-glucosidase activity. The transcript is spliced from 12 exons.
CCACGUUGCAGUUUUGCACACAAAAAAAAGUUACAAACUUCACUCUCAAAAGUCCCAACCACGUUCACAAAAUCAAACAAGACAAUCAAUCCAAAACGGAAAAAAGAAAAAAAAAUAAAUAAGAACAUCUGCAAAGGGGAAAAUUAGAAACUGCCCACACUUUUUCUUUCUCACCAAUCACUCACUCUCUGCUUCUCCACUCUACCCAUCAACCUCAAUAUUUCCCUCAGAUUGAAAAAACCGCAUUUGCAUGUUCUUAUCUUUAUCUUUCUGAGUCACUUCCAGCUAAAGUUCCUUCCUUUCUCUUUCAAUAGUAGAAGGCGAGCUUGGGGGGAGAUAGGAAUGGUAAUCGCUAGGGUUUCAGUGGCAUUGGUGGCGACAUUAUGGGUGUGGUCUUGGGUGGUUAUGGUGGAAGCAGAGUAUAUAAGGUAUAAAGACCCAAAGCAACCGGUUGCAAUUCGAGUGAGCGACCUUCUUGGAAGAAUGACUCUUCAAGAGAAAAUUGGUCAGAUGGUUCAGAUUGAUAGGAGUGUUGCCAAUGUGGAGACCUUAGGCGCAUACUCCAUUGGGAGUGUGUUGAGUGGUGGGGGUAGUACACCACUCCCUGAGGCUAGCGCUGAGGACUGGGUCAACAUGAUAAAUGAAUAUCAGAAGGGGUCUCUCUCUAGUCGUUUGGGUAUUCCGAUGAUCUAUGGUAUUGAUGCUGUUCAUGGACACAAUAAUGUCUACAAUGCUACAAUAUUUCCACACAACAUUGGGCUUGGAGCUACCAGGGAUCCUGAACUGGUACAAAAGAUUGGUGCUGCCACUGCCCUUGAAGCUAGAGCUACAGGGAUUCCUUAUGUCUUUGCUCCAUGCAUUGCGGUAUGUAGAGAUCCAAGGUGGGGCCGAUGUUAUGAAAGCUAUAGUGAGGAUCACAAAAUUGUAGAAGAUAUGACACAGAUUAUUACAGGUCUACAAGGAGACCUUCCUGCUUAUUACAGGAAAGGAGUUCCAUAUGUUGGUGGAAAAAAGAAGGUUGCAGCUUGUGCAAAGCACUUUGUGGGUGAUGGUGGAACAUUCAAGGGCAUCAAUGAGAACAACACUUUGAUCGACCGGCAUGGGUUGCUUAGCAUCCACAUGCCUGCCUAUUCUGAUGCAAUCAUCAAGGGUGUUUCAACAGUAAUGGUUUCCUACUCCAGCUGGAACGGUGAGAAGAUGCAUGCAAACCGUGAGCUAAUAACUGGCUUCCUCAAGGGCACCCUUAAAUUUAAGGGUUUUGUUAUCUCAGAUUGGGAAGGCAUUGACAGGAUUACCUCUCCACCACAUUCAAAUUACUCAUACUCUGUCCAAGCAGCAAUUCAAGCUGGCAUUGAUAUGGUCAUGGUCCCAUUCAAAUACACUGAGUUCAUUGAUGACCUGACCUACCUAGUCAAGAACAACAUUAUUCCAAUGGAUCGCAUUGAUGAUGCUGUGUCUAGAAUUUUGUUUGUUAAAUUCAGCAUGGGUCUAUUUGAGAGCCCAUUGGCUGAUCUCAGCCUGGUCAAUGAGCUUGGAAGCCAGGAGCAUAGAGACUUGGCAAGGGAGGCCGUGAGGAAAUCACUUGUGUUGCUGAAGAAUGGGAAAAAUGAAACUAAUCCAGUGCUACCCCUUCCCAAGAAGGUCACCAAGAUUCUAGUUGCAGGAAGCCACGCUGAUAAUUUGGGAUACCAAUGUGGUGGAUGGACAAUUUCAUGGCAAGGAUUUAGUGGAAACAACAAUACGAGGGGAACUACUAUACUUGGUGGGAUAACAUCAACAGUUGAUCCAAGCACAGAGGUUAUCUACCGUGAGAAUCCUGAUAAUGACUUUGUCAAGUCGAACAAUUUUGCGUAUGCAAUUGUUGCGGUUGGUGAGCACCCUUAUGCCGAGACUUCAGGAGACAGUACAACGCUCACAAUGGCUGAUCCUGGCCCAAAUGUUAUCAACAACGUUUGCCAGAGUGUGAAGUGUGUUGUUAUCAUCAUUUCUGGCAGACCUAUCGUGAUCGAACCGAAUCUUUCUGUAAUUGAUGCACUGGUGGCAGCAUGGUUGCCUGGCACUGAAGGCCAAGGUAUUAGUGAUUUACUUUUUGGUGACUAUGGGUUCAGUGGAAAACUUCCAAGAACAUGGUUCAAGACAGUAGAUCAACUCCCAAUGAAUUUUGGUGAUUUGCACUAUGAUCCGCUCUUCCCUUUUGGAUUUGGACUUAAAACUGAGUCUGUUAAGGAGCUUGUGGCCAGGUCAACCUCUGGUGGUGUUGUUGGAAGCCCAUAUGUUAUUGUCAUUAUGGUUUCUCUAAUUAUCAGUUUAUUUUCAUGAGUUUGGUAGGUUAAGCGCAGGUUAGUGAAAGCUUUGAGAAGCAGCAGGCUACAUCAGAAGUGAUUGGAAUUCUUGGGGAUUGGUUGGUAGAGUUAGCUGUAGUAGUAGUGCUCAUUGUAUGUUAAAAUAUUUUCAUUUCUUGGUAGUUGAUGAGAACAGCUAGACCUUACCAUUGUUUCAAUUCAUUGUAUUUGAAAGCACUUGCUACUUUUGCUAUUCUUCUUCAUAAAUGUUAACAAUUUCUCUCGUGUUAGGAAAUGGAAUUACUGUGAAGAGCUUUAGUUGCGUUCU